CGGCGAGGAGGAGGAGGAGGAGGGGGAGGGUGUGUUCUUGAGCCCCCUCCCCUCGGUGUCGGAGGUGGAGAGAGGAGGAGACCGGCGGCGGAGGCGGGAGGAGGAGGAAGUAGAGGCGGCGGAGAAUAGCGGGCAAAUGGAGCUCUUGAAAGGCUGCGAGAGGUCCGGAGGAAGGAGCUGAGCCGUGCGAGCGGUUUCGAUUCGCCCCUUUCCGCCGCCCAGCCCAACCCAGCCGGGGCUCUGGCUUAUAAACUCCGAAGUGCCGCCGCCUCCGCCUCAGACGGCGGUUUCCCCAGAAAAAAAGCCCAGCCGCGCCGUCUCUACCCCUCCUAUCUAUUCCCUCACCCAGGGCGGGUGGAAAGAGAAAGCUCUCCCUCCGCCGGAGGCAACCUUCUCGCCGGCUCGGAACCUUUCCGGAUUCGCCGAGCCUCUCGGAGGGCCUGCAGAAAAGGGUUGCACCGAACUUGCUGCUGCUGCUGCUCGCCUCGCUCCUUUGCCUCCCCGCCUCGGCCAUGCCCCGUCGAUGGCGUGAGGAAGUUUCCUGAUGGCUGCUGAGAGGUUCCUCUUCUCUUCCAUCCCUACCUCUCCGCUCCGGCCGAGGCUUGCGGUGCUUUCGCCCCCCGUGGCCGCCUCUGGGUGAAAUGCUGAAGAACUGGGCCCCCUCUUCGCCUUUUCCCUAGUUCCAGGCUUUUUUCUUUCUUUCUUUUUUUUUUCUUUUUGGAAAUCGAAAACGGGUGUCCUCUUAACGGCCGUAAUUACUUCGGAGUAAGGUGUCGGCAUCCUUGGCGAGAGGGGAGGAGAGGAAUCCUUCCCAAUUCUUCUCUCUUCAGAAGAACGGCAUGCUCUGCUGAAGGGGGGCAACAAGAUGCAGACCUUCUUGAAAGGGAAAAGGGUGGGUUAUUGGCUGAGCGAGAAGAAAAUCAAGAAGCUUAAUUUCCAAGCCUUUGCAGAUCUUUGCAGGAAAAGAGGGAUAGAAGUUAUACAGGUAGUCCUUGAGCUACAAGCGAUUGAAAUUAUGAUAGCGCUGAACAACUGGCCCCCAGACUUCCAGCCAUCUCUCUGCGGUCACAUGGUCAUGAUUUGGGUACUUGGCAAUCAAUCUGUACUUACAACUGUUUGCAGCACCCCAUGAUCACAUGGUCACUUCCCUGCUGGCUUCCCCAGAAAGUCAAUGGGAAGCACGGUAGGGAAAAUAGCAAUUCACUGCAAUAAAUCACGAUGCCAGCCACUCAUGUACUCUUACCAUGUCUCCCUCAUACCCCCAUGCACCCUUUCCAACUCACAUUUCACCCUUAUGCACCCUCAUAUACCCUCCCUGAAUCAUGCUUCUCAUGCAACCUCGUGCAACCUUUCUGACCACACCAUGCCUUUCACACACCAUCUUACACUUGUCUAGACUCAUGUAGUGCCUCUGGGGCACCCUCACACAACUUCCCCAACCUGUACUUCUUACAUAGCACAGUGCAAUCUCCAGACCUUCAUUGUACCUCUAGUAUAUUCCUUCACUUCCUCGCACACCCAUCCUGACUUAUGCCUCUCACACAUUCUCCCUGACCCUCCCCUCCAACUUAUACUUUCCCUGUCUCUCUGUGCUCAUGACAUACCAACCAUUUACACACCUUCCUCACCCUCACUGCGCCUUCCUUGCUUUCCAAUUGCAUCAUUUAGCAAUGAAAAUUCCUGUCCCAAUUGCCAUCAUAAUCAAGGACUACCUAUAUACUUCCCAAAUCCAUUCAAAGUCUUUAAGGAGAUACUCCUAGCAAAAAAAUAGUACAAAGUGAAAUAGUGACCACACAAUUCAUUCUAAUAUAAAUAUCUUCAAACAUAAAUAUUCGGUGCCUCAAGGAUCAUUGUUCUUAGUAAGAGAUAUCUUGUGACAUAUGCAUUAAUUAAAAACGUGUGUAUCUUCCUGAAGC
Molecule: messenger RNA, 1916 nt
Organism: Pantherophis guttatus
Lineage: Eukaryota; Metazoa; Chordata; Lepidosauria; Squamata; Colubridae
Source: RefSeq, a predicted model, not a curated record